AUAUUCUUUAAUUUGUGUCCCAAAGAGCAUAAAGAACCCACCCAAAAGAUAAGAAGUCUAGACAGAAAGUAGCAUUCAUCAUCAAAACAGAUUGAAAGUAAAUUCUCUCUGGUUUUUUCUUUAUUCUUUAAACCUUUACCUCUUUUAUCUUCUCUUGAUCACCAAAAACAGCCCCCUUGGCGAUUGUCUUCAUCUUUGGAAGAUCAAAUCGACAAGAAGGAUGGAAAUGAAGUCAUUUAAGAAAUUCUGCCUUCUACCUCCCCUACUUCUUACACUCCAUUUCUUCACUACUUCCACAGCAAAACCAACUCAGCCAAGUUUUUGUGGUAAUAUUAGAAUUCAAACAGCUUCCUCUCUUCAAAAUUCAAUGGAAUCAUCCAUGUUAAACCGUAUGACUGUCUGCAAAUCUCAGAAGUUAUACUUUAGAACCACUCUUGGUCUUUUUCCAAUCUCUUCCAUUGACUACACAAGUAAAAUACUAACUAUAUCCCAUCCAGCUUCUUGCUCUUCUUCACUCCAAUUCGUCUCUCCUUCACUUCUCUCAGCUGGUUUCCCCACUCCAACACCCAACUCACUUCUUCUCUUCAACUGCUCCGACCAAAGACACCCAAUAUCACUGUUUAUCCGUAACUGCACUAAGCGCUUUCAUGGUUGCAGAGUUUCUUCUCAAGUUCAUGAAAAAGAACUUGGACUAGCUUCUUCAUGUUUACUCAUCGAUGAUCUUGAAAAAUUAAACAUGGGUUUUGAGCCAAAAGAGUUGAAUUGCUCUCACUACAGUAGAGUCUAUAGAGAUUCUUCUGGUGAUGAUAAUGGUGAUGGAGGAUUUGAGUUGGGGACAAGGAUAUCUUUUGAAGUUCCUGGCCAUGUCCCAGAUAUCUGUAAAGAGUGUGAAAAGUCGAAUGGCAAUUGUGGGGUUGGUUUGAGGUGCAUUUGCCACCCAAAAGAGUGUAAAGAUAAGGUCCUCUCAAUGGGUGGAUCCAAGAGCCCUUUAGGUACUAUCCUCUUCUCUUUGAUUUCCUUUACCAUGAUGCUUUCCCUCAUUGUCUCUUGAUGAAAAGAAAGGGAUUAGAACCAGUGGAAAAAGGCAUUUUCCUUUACCCUCGUUUCUUCUUUCAUGGUUGUUGCACCAAACAUUCAAGGGAACUUUUAGCUGGGUUGCUUGCUCCUACAUCUCUCAUCAUCUAUUCAUUGCUGUUUAAAAUCUACCUUGAGUUUGUAUUUUGUGGAGAUAGCUACUAUUUUGGAACCUAAUUGAGCUUCUUUC
Vitis riparia (riverbank grape) is the source of this 1264-nucleotide messenger RNA. RefSeq lists its product as uncharacterized. The record is from RefSeq and is a predicted model, not a curated record. Lineage: Eukaryota; Viridiplantae; Streptophyta; Magnoliopsida; Vitales; Vitaceae. The transcript has 2 exons. Bases 221 to 1051 code for a protein of 276 amino acids.